This is a messenger RNA of Stegastes partitus (bicolor damselfish), 2271 nucleotides long. RefSeq names its product protein phosphatase 1, regulatory subunit 3Da (gene ppp1r3da). The coding region runs from base 266 to 1153 and encodes 295 amino acids. Gene Ontology annotation, biological process: regulation of glycogen biosynthetic process. The record is from RefSeq and is a predicted model, not a curated record. NCBI's taxonomy places the organism in Eukaryota, Metazoa, Chordata, Actinopteri, Pomacentridae. Gene Ontology annotation, cellular component: protein phosphatase type 1 complex. Gene Ontology annotation, molecular function: glycogen binding; protein phosphatase 1 binding. The transcript is spliced from 2 exons.
UAACUGCGCGCAUGUUAGCUGAUCUCCAUCGACUUCACGCCACAGACAUGUAUGUGUGUUGGAGCAGCUGUGAAGGUGGAACGUAGUCACACAUCAGGGCUCCACGACUGCAGCCAACCGACUUGGUGACGCACGGGAACGCGCAGCUUCCAAUAAACACAUGGUUUAAAUCAUGGAGGAUCGAGCUUAAGCUGCAUCCAGCAGGUUUAAAUGUAACGAACGCUUCACAUCUGUAUAUGGUGAUCAGCACUGCUUCUUCGUAACAAUGGAGAGAGGUUGGUUUAUUGGACAUGAGAGGAUUCCCAGCAUGCCCUCAAGGCCCUGCAUGACGAUCAACUUAACCGAAAUGCUUCGAGCUGACAAGCCAAAUGUGGAAAAGAAGUCAGUUCCAAUCCGCCCGCCAAGCCCCAGAGUGUCCAAGCCAAGAGAACAAGCGCUUCGCCGCAGCCCCUCCUGCGAACCCACACCUAAACCCAUCAUCAGACAACGGUCACACUCUCUACCUUCUGCCACGGCCAAGAGAACGCAGUGCAGGAAUGUUGGCGUUCGGUUUGCUGACUCUUUGGGACUGGACCUGGAGGACGUCAGGCUUUUUAAAUCAGGAGACAAUCCAUUUGUGCCACAUCACGUUACCUUCAGGUUGUUGAUGGGUUCUGAGAUAGCAGAUGGGAAACAUCUGGAGAUUUCCUUGCCAUACAUGCAGCCAGUUUUUGCCCAACAACCGGGUGACCAGCCAGGAUUUUUGCAUCGUCUCCAUGAGCAGAAAGUGUGCCUGGAGAGAAUCUCGUGUUUUGAAUUUGGGGUCAUGGGAAUCACCCAAGUCCUCAACUUGGACUUUGAGAAAGAUGUCACAGCUCGUUAUUCGUUCACAGAGUGGAAGAGCUGCACAGAAACCAAGGCCUCUUGGGUGUCCACCAUCACCACGACCUGGGAGGGAGGAGGGGGGCAGUUUAGUUACGAUUCAUUUCGUUUCCAUCUGCCUGUCCCUCCGUUCCUGCAGCCAGGUGCCGUGUUGGAGUUUGCCAUUCGAUACAGAGUCUGUGGGGCUGAAUACUGGGACAACAAUGAUGGACAGAAUUAUAAGUUAGUUUGCCAAAACUAUAAACUCACUGUGCCUAAAGAAUGUGAGGAUAGCAUGGUGCACUUCAUUUAGGAUGCAGAAAAAAUCUAUUUCGAGCACUUUAUGAGAGCUGGCAGAGAAACCUAUAAAAAUACCUGCACAGUAACAUAAUGUUCAUUUUCUUCAUAGUGCUAACUGAGUUGGAAUGAAGUUAGACGCACGGCAAACUAGACGGACAUGGAGGGAAAUUAACAAGCACGAUUGCACUUAUACCUGAAGCCAGCUUUACUGUCACUCUGAUGUUUUUGUUUUAAAAAAUUGCACUGAAUUAUUAGAUUUUCCUCGUUAUUAAAAAUGCACUUUAGUAUAGCACAUCCAGUAGAAGUGACACCCACUGAGAAUUACACAAGUAUUCUGUGAAACUGAAAUGAAUGCACAUCAGCCCGCUGUUUUCUUCCAGCUGGAUCUUUGACAAAAAACUCAUUUUAUACAAAGCAGGGAUUUGGUCUGUUGUACCAUUCAUUUUCAAAUGUUGUCAAACCAAAUGCCCAAAGCAUGUAAUGGAUACAGUUUGAGUAUCUUGAAAUAAAUCAGAAAUGAAGGAUUAUUUUGUUAAUACAUUUUGAUAAACAACACUUUGCUGUGGUGUAAUUAAGGACUGAACAAUUUAUCAAAAUGCCAAUAUGGUCAAGUGCAAUAUCCAAAUUACAAAUCCAAAGAGCUGCAGUUUUUGAUAAAGAUAAACUGUGUCACAACAUAUCAUUAUAAAUUAAGCCUCGUGGUGCUACAGAGAUGCCCCGGCAUACAAUUCAUAUUCUGCAGACAUAAAUGAAUCUGGUUGAUUGGUGCUGGCCUCAGCAAAAAUCACAUCAUCAUUUUUUUUCCCUAUUUGAGGCAAGAAAAAAAAAGCCAUAUAUUGUGACUCAUAUCAAAAUCACCAUAUCUGCCAAAGUAGUUAUUUUAUUUUUUGGCAUUUUGUUCAGCCCUACUUAUAUUUGCAUUGAAAGCUCAAGUCCUACACCCUCUAGCUGUCUUUAGCGAGUUUCUGUAUUAUUUCUCGCUUAGCUUUCAUUUGUCAGCCUUCCUGAAAUAAAAUUCUGUUUCAGAUGUUGUAAUGACAGAAUAUUCCCAUGCAGAUAUUUUGUCUACGAUUUCAGCUGUAUUUGAAUAAAUGACUGCACACUAAAGGAAAAAGUUGAAUACAAACACAA